AUGGAGUGGAAAGAUAGGGGAGCUGAUGAAGCGCAGUGCAUUAGCUACGUGAAGUGCUUGGAUAGAGUAGUUGUGAUGUAUGAUUCUCAUGCUACAGUUAUAGAUACCCAGCCAUUGCUAGUGUUCUUCGAAAAUCAGCUCUUUUCAAGGGUUUUUAUUCCUCUCAAGGAUGAUAGUAUGGAAGAUGAUAGCGAUGAUGAUGAUGCUUUAGAGAUCAAAAUCAAAUUAUAUUUCAUCAGAUUGGAGAUAUACCAAAAGAACUACUUCAGCCAGAUUGUCAAACCAAUGAUGUACAGUCAAGAAGCCAACAAGCUGAUCUUCUUUCUGUAUAUUAAAGGUGACUGGGAUAAGUUGGGAUGUGACUUUAAAAUGGUUGGCCUGAAGCUAUCUUCCUCUUCGACGCUUCAAGCCAAACACUAA
Dovyalis caffra is the source of this 420-nucleotide messenger RNA. Lineage: Eukaryota; Viridiplantae; Streptophyta; Magnoliopsida; Malpighiales; Salicaceae. The record is from the annotation of a GenBank genome assembly.